This is a messenger RNA of Daldinia childiae, 561 nucleotides long. Its product is annotated as putative homogentisate-dioxygenase protein. The transcript has 4 exons. The coding region runs from base 1 to 561 and encodes 186 amino acids. Lineage: Eukaryota; Fungi; Ascomycota; Sordariomycetes; Xylariales; Hypoxylaceae. The record is from RefSeq and is a predicted model, not a curated record.
AUGGCGGAACCUCUCACCAGAGUAGACUCAGCCGUCCAGGGUCUCUCCGAGUCCCCCCCGAAGGAGAAGAUUUCUCAUCGCAGAGCCAGCUCAAGUGUAGCUGGUGUACAGAGUAUGAAGGACAUGUGGGAAACGAGAACGAAACUCCAAUUGGCACCGGAAACGCAAAGAACUGGAUGGAAGAUCAAUACAUCUUCCUCUCAUGUCGAGGAGAAAGACAUACUAAAGAAGCCCUUGGUAACACCAAUGGUGAGAGCAAUUGAUCUAGUAACGGACCUUGGCUCUGUGAUAACGGCACGGAAUCGCCAAGGCGUCACUAUCAAAGAUGCAUUAGACGCUAUCUAUAAGAUGAACAAGAAGAGGGCCGACGAUGAACUUGACAAACCAUUCCUAGAAGGCUUCGAGUGGGCUCCCGAAUAUAGAGAAUACGACGAAGAAACCGAAAAGGGGCGGAAGGAGAUGGAAGAAGAAUGGCAAAGGCUUAUAAUACAUUUAUCACCGACGCCAGGCGUUUCAAACUUUAGCAGCAAGAAGAAGAAGAAGGCAGCUGCAGCCGAAUAA